AUGCCCACUGUCAAACCCCAUAUUCAACUGCAGAAAUGGGCCGACGAGUACGGACCGGUCUAUUCUUUGAUGCUCGGCACCAAAACCAUGAUUGUGCUGUCCAGUGACGUCGCCGUGAAAGAUAUUCUAGAUCGUCGCAGCGGCGACUACUCCGACCGACCGGACAUGUACAUUGGUCAGACCAUCGCCAGCGGUGGCAUGAGACUUGUCGUCAUGCGGUACGGCAAGUUCUGGCGUAUGAUUCACAAGACCAUCCACAACAUCCUCAACAUCAAAGCCGCUGUCACAUACGUUCCUUACCAAGACCUAGAAAACAAGGUAAUGCUGCAAGGGUUCCUGGAUGACCCCGAGCAUUUCCUGGGCCAUCUUCGCCGGUAUACUUUCUCUCUGUCGACGCAAAUUGUCUUCGGAUACCGUGCUCCAGACACCCAGGACCCGAAUCUGCAGCAGCUCUUCUGGAGCUUCGAGCGGUGGUCGAAACUUGCUGGAAGCGCCAGCGCUCAGCUCACCGACCUGUUUCCCGCGAUCCAGUCUCUUCCGCGCUUUCUGUCUCCUCAAGUACGUGAAGCAGAGUGGCUUCACGGGAAGGAGAAAGAUCUCUAUGUCCGCCUGUGGAUGCGGGCGAAGCGUGGGCUCGAAGCAGGCACGGGACAUAAAGUGGAACAGUUCAAUGACGAUCAAGCCGCCUACAUCAGUGGGUCUUUACUAGAGGCCGGAUCAGAUACUACUGCCGCGAUCCUCUACGGCUUCAUUCUUGCCAUGCUAGUUUGGCCGUCCGUUCAAGAGAAAGUCCGCGCCGAAGUCGACAGCGUCGUUGGUGCCGAGCGUCUUCCUACCAUCGACGACUACCCCAACCUACCCUACGUGCGAUCCUGCAUCAAGGAAUCCAUGCGCUGGAUGCCAACCGUGAUUCUCGGCGUCCCGCAUGCAGCCCUCCGUGAAGACCAUUACAACGGCUAUCGCAUACCCGCCGGUGCGACCGUCAUCAAUAAUGUCUGGGCCAUACACAUGGAUGACAAGCGCAGUCCUUCUCCGCGUACCUUCAACCCCGACCGCUUUGCCGACGACACUCGAACACUGUACGAAUCUGCUACUGGCGAAGCCUCAAAGCGAGACAACUACGUCUUCGGCGCUGGGCGGCGUCUGUGCCAGGGUAUCCACAUCGCGGAACGGUCGCUGUUCUUGGGCAUAGCGAGGCUGAUGUGGGCAUUCGAAUUUACGCCAGCCAUUGAUGAACGUACGGGGCAGAAGGUGACAUACGACGUCGACGACCUUGUGGGCGGUAUCACCGUCGAACCACGCCACUACCCUUGUACCAUCACAUCUCGCAGUGGAGCAAAGGCAGAGCUCAUCCGGGAAUCUGUAAAGUCGGACGCUGAGACAUUCCUCGACCCUGGCACAGGCCAAUGGAAGAAGACUCCCGAGGGCAUGGCAUUCAGUACUUGGGUUGAUGUGGAUGCUUGA
This is a messenger RNA of Saxophila tyrrhenica, 1464 nucleotides long. RefSeq lists its product as uncharacterized. Gene Ontology annotation, molecular function: oxidoreductase activity, acting on paired donors, with incorporation or reduction of molecular oxygen; monooxygenase activity; iron ion binding. Bases 1 to 1464 code for a protein of 487 amino acids. The transcript has 5 exons. NCBI's taxonomy places the organism in Eukaryota, Fungi, Ascomycota, Dothideomycetes, Mycosphaerellales, Extremaceae. The record is from RefSeq and is a predicted model, not a curated record.